This is a messenger RNA of Trachymyrmex cornetzi, 3552 nucleotides long. It is a transcript of the gene hth, whose product is annotated as Meis homeobox homothorax. Gene Ontology annotation, biological process: regulation of DNA-templated transcription. The transcript has 14 exons. Gene Ontology annotation, molecular function: DNA binding. The record is from RefSeq and is a predicted model, not a curated record. Bases 1377 to 2783 code for a protein of 468 amino acids. NCBI's taxonomy places the organism in Eukaryota, Metazoa, Arthropoda, Insecta, Hymenoptera, Formicidae.
UGCGUGCGUGCGUGCCGUAUUCCGAAAGAAGCGCGGCCGGUGUCGUAGAUUAGAUUAGAAUAUUGUGCGUAAAGGCGGCAACCGCGGCCGGAGCAGGGAGACCGGAGCAGGGAGGCCAGCAGUUGAGCACGAGACAACGCGCCGUGUCGUGUCGUGUCGUGUCGUGGCAACGCCGCCGUCACACCGUGUGCGUCACGCGCCUCGCUUCGCGUCGCGUCUUCGCUCGGUGAUCGCUGAUCGCUCCCGUAAACGCGCGCGACGAAACACCCGCGAGGUGCUAGCAUACACGUCGGUGCAUAGUGCUCGCGUCGUGGCGCCCGUCGUCGUCGUCCUCAUCUACGUCGUCGGGCGUCAUUGUGGCUCUCACUUGGUGUCGUGAACUGGAGAAUGUAACGUGUUUUCCUCUCUGUCUCUGUCAGUGACAUCAUCGGUGAUGAUCGAUUGUGUGGGAAACGGUGAAUAGAAGCGGGACGUGUCGUCGUCGUCGUGCGUCGCGGAUGUGAAGGGAGCAGGAAAGUGAAACGGGACUAAAGUUAACUUUGUGUGCAUCGCGUCUCGAUGCGGCACGUUCGCGAUCAUCUCGCGAUCACCUCGCGCGCGAACGCGCUUUAGGUGCGUUUUGUGUUUAUUCUCUCCAACGGCUCUUGUCUUGUUGAUACCGCGCGAAGGUCGAGCCACGUGUCUGUACAAGCAACCGAACGCUCGUAACAAUAUGCGGGAUUGACGAGAGAAGCUCCGACACCCACGGCCGUGUGUGUGUGUGUUUGUGCGUAUGUGUGGACGUCCGAGGUGGUGUAAUAACCGCAACGAUGAUGAGGAAGCACGUGUACCCGGCCCGAGCCGUUGUCGUAGCCGUCGGAAAAGUCAUACCACAAACGAUACUCACCGCCGAACUGUGCUGACGCUCGUCCGCGACAGUUUGAAUUUCACCGUCGGCUGCCGAAACCGACGCCGUCCUUCCUCCUGUCUGUUGUGUAUGUGUGAGUCUUUCAAAAUACAGAGGACGAGUCGCGACACAAAAGGAAAAGCAGGCAGUGAGAAGGAAUCCGCAGAGAGACACGGAGAGAAAGAGAAAGAGUGAGAGGGAGAGGGAGGAAGAGAAAGAAGGAAGGAUUUCAGCAGAGCGGAACCGGAGCAAACCGAGUGGCGACGCAGUCCGACGGCCGAUUCAAAAAGAAGAGACAACUUUUCCGUCGGACGACCUUAUCGUUACCGUGAAAGUCCAGCGCAGCGCGUUCGAGCGUUUAAGCUUAGCGCGCUAUAACAGUGCCAAGAAAGUGUAGUGAAGUGUCGAGGCUCGCUUGCUUACAUUGUGGGAAAAUACAGCCGCUACGGUGGCUCAGCACGCAGAGUUCCCCGGCGCGGCCAGGGCGUUCAUGGCGCAGCCAAGGUACGAUGAUGGCGGGCUGCACGGGGGUUACCUCGAGGGCGGUGGCGGCGGUGGAGGCGCAGGGCUAUACGAUCCACAUGGUAGUGCCCGCGGUGUUCCCGGUCUCCAUCAUAGCCCACACUUGGGAGGGAUGGGUCCAGCCCACCCCCAAUAUCCACCGCCUCCUCCUCAGCCUCCACAACACGUUCUCGCGGCGGCAGCUGCGGCCGCGGCCUCCGCGGUGCCCGAUGUCCACAAACGUGAUAAGGACGCCAUAUACGGACACCCCCUGUUCCCGCUUCUCGCACUCAUAUUCGAAAAGUGUGAGUUGGCAACGUGUACACCGCGCGAGCCUGGUGUAGCCGGUGGCGACGUUUGUUCGUCAGAAAGCUUCAACGAGGACAUUGCCGUUUUCUCAAAACAAAUAAGACAAGAGAAGCCGUAUUACAUUGCGGAUCCGGAGGUAGACUCGCUGAUGGUUCAAGCGAUUCAGGUCCUCCGGUUUCACCUCCUCGAGCUCGAAAAGGUGCACGAGCUGUGCGACAACUUCUGCCACCGGUACAUCAGCUGCCUGAAGGGCAAGAUGCCGAUCGACCUCGUGAUCGACGACCGAGAGAGCUCGAAGCCACCCGAGCUGGGUAACGGUCUGGACGGCAGCGGACCCAGAAGCACCGCUGACAGCACCAGCCACACGGACGGGGCCAGCACGCCGGACGUCAGGCCGCCUUCCUCGUCGCUUUCGUAUCCCGGCGCGGGUGCUAACGAUGACGCCCGUAGCCCCGGAAGUGGUGGUACACCUGGACCUCUCAGCCAGCAAGCGCCAGCCAGCUUGGACUCAUCGGACCCAGAUGCAAUGGGCAAAUGGUGUCCUCGUAGGGAAUGGAGUUCGCCUCCUGACGCGCAACGCGCGGCGACCGACGCGCGUCGUGGUGUCCUUUAUUCCUCGGUCUUCCUCGGCAGUCCCGGUGACGCGAGUAACGCGAGUAUCGGUAGCGGUGAGGGCACGGGCGAGGAAGAUGACGAUUCCUCAGGGAAGAAAAACCAAAAGAAACGAGGUAUCUUUCCUAAGGUUGCGACGAACAUCCUCAGGGCGUGGCUCUUUCAACAUCUCACGCAUCCGUAUCCCUCGGAAGACCAGAAAAAACAGUUGGCACAGGACACAGGGUUGACGAUCCUUCAAGUUAAUAAUUGGUUCAUAAACGCGAGACGUAGAAUCGUUCAACCAAUGAUCGACCAGAGUAAUCGAGCCGUGUUUCCACCAUUGUCUGCAGGACCAAGUGGGGCAUACAGUCCGGAUGCGACGAUGGGCUACAUGAUGGACGGACAGGCGGCCAGCAUGAUGCACCGACCGCCCGGCGAUCCUACCUUUCACAAUCAGUAUCAUUAUCCAGAAUACUACGGACAUCACUUAUAAAGACUGAGGAUCGCCAACCUCGGAUGUUUCAGGAGUACUUGCAAAAUGGAAUGGGCGAAACGAUGGUUCUAGCAACACGAAAAGCGUGAUGGACCUACUGUGCUCCAGUUGGCGUAGAUCAGAAUCGGGGGACAACGAUGAUCCGUGACCUCCAGGACGAUCACCAUGGCAGUCUUGAUGAUUUCUUACUACGCCACACGUCGAAAUUCGUGAUACUUGGGUGCUUGGGGAUGAGGGAAAAAUACAAAAAGAAAAGGACAGAGUCAAGUUCCCGUUUAAAAGAGAAAGGACAAGGUAGAUGAAACGCCGCAGGAGGCCGACGAGAUCGUAGAGACGUCGAAGGAAGAAGGACGGUUGCAAGGCGAAGCAAAGUGGCUACGAACGCGAGGAAAAAGGACGAGGGGAAUGAAGCCGCGGCUUGGUCUCGAGAGUGACGCGGUCGCGAAGAAAUUCAUGUGAUUGUUCUUUGUACAAAUAUCGCGGUGUAAUAUUGUAGUGAUUGAAGAAUUUAAAUGUUAAAUUUUAAUACAGUCGCGAUCGAGAUAUAUUAAUGAAAUAUAAGUGAUAUAUAGGCAAUUUAGCGGGCAUGUACAUUAAAAAAGGAGAGGCAAAUACACACCCGAUGCUCGCACGGAAUAGAAAAUAUGUUCAAUGCACAGACGACGCAAAAGAGGUAAAAGAGAGUACGAGAGACACGAAGAAGACAAACGAAAUGGCAGUAUAUAUGUGUGUGUGUGUGUGUGUGUGUGUGUGUGUGUGCGCGCGCGCG